AUGGGUCUCCUCGGCGACUGGGACGGCGAGUCCGUCAUCUCAAACUCGACCCGCCGCUCGCGCUCCCACCACCACAAGACCUCCAAAUCGCGAGACUCGUCGCGCUCUCACAAGAGCAGCAAGAGCAAGCGACACUCAGGACUCGCUGGCUUCUUCGGCGUCGACGGCGGCCACCACAGCAGCAGCCAUGGCGACCGCGGCAUCGGUGGCAGCCACUACAGCAAGAACAACAGCUCUCGGGGUUCGUUCUUCGGCCUGGGCAACGGCAGCACCCGGAGUUUCUUCAGCCUAGGCCGUUCCAACUCCUACUACAAGCGGCAGCCGCGCUCCUCCUUCCUGCAGCGCACCCUCAAGAAGCUCAAGCGUCUCUUGCGCGACCUCAUGUACUAUGCCAAGCGCCACCCGAUCAAGGUCUUCAUGCUCGUGAUCAUGCCCCUCAUCACCGGCGGCGCCCUCACCGCGCUCCUAGCCCGCUUCGGCCUACGGCUACCGCCUAGCAUCGAGCGGAUGCUCGGCAUGGCCGCGCGUGCGGGAGGCGGCUCUAGCGUCGGCUUGGUCGGCGAAGCGGUGCGUAUGGCUGGUGGUUUAGGCCGCUCGGACAGUGUGUCCGUCGGCCGCGGCCACCAUGGCGAGUACCAGUGGGAGCGACGGCACGAGUCCUACGAUGAAGGACGGCGUGGCGGCAGUGGCGGGGGUUUCUUCGACGGGAUACGGGAUUUCUUCUCUUGA
Annulohypoxylon maeteangense is the source of this 729-nucleotide messenger RNA. RefSeq lists its product as uncharacterized. The record is from RefSeq and is a predicted model, not a curated record. Bases 1 to 729 code for a protein of 242 amino acids. The transcript is spliced from 2 exons. NCBI's taxonomy places the organism in Eukaryota, Fungi, Ascomycota, Sordariomycetes, Xylariales, Hypoxylaceae.